CUGUAGCAGACAGAUGCUUCCCUGCUAUAUUCAUGUACUACACAGUUGCAUUUGAUCGUGUGAAUAUAAUUUAAAACUUUACACUGAUUUACAAACGUUGUCUGAAGACUCAACACAAUUGCUGGCAUGCAGAAUGCAAACCCAAUAGAGGAGGUGGGAGGCGACACACCCUGUGAUGUGCCCUGUCUCCAGAAACUUGACUCCCCAACAGGGAGCCCUCCCAAACAAGCCUCUCUCGCAGAAAUGAUGGAGUUUGAGAAUUGUGUUUCCAAUCUCAGCCUUGCACAUGAGAUAGUGAUGAACAGAGACUUCAGCUUCAGACAGAACAGCCCACCCAAAGACAGCUUGGAAGGAAGAAUAUCUGACAUAGUUCACAGUGCUUUCUGGGACUGUCUUCGUGAGCAGCUUUCAUGCAGCCCUCCAGACUAUGUCCAUGCUGUCAUUCUGCUACAAGAGGUGAAAACUACUGUGCUGUCCCUGCUCCUGCCUGGCCACGUGCGUCUGAAGGCCCAGGUGGAGGAGGUUCUGGACCUGGAGCUGAUCCAGCAGCAGGCAGAUCAUGGGGCCCUGGACCUGCAAAGAUUGUCAGGCUACAUCAUCAAUACCAUGGCCUCCCUGUGUGCCCCUGUACGGGACCCAGAGAUCAAGACACUACGGGAUCUUUCGGACCCAGUGGAGCUCCUCAGGGAGAUCUUCAGAGUCCUUGGCCUGAUGAAGACAGACAUGGUCAACUUCACCGUACAGAGCCUCAGACCUAAUCUUCUUCAGCAGGCGGUCCAAUACGAGCGAGCCAAGUUCCAGGAGAUCCUGGAGAAGCAGCCUGAGUUCCUGGACAAGACCACCGUUUGGCUUCAGGUGGCAGCACGAGAGGAGGCAUUGGUCAGUGCCCAGUCUGACCUUGACACUGGGACUCCCAAGCCACGUGGUCCAUUAAGUCCUACUGCCGUCCUGAACAGGGCUUACCUGCAACUGCUGAGCUGGGACCCCCAUGACCAGAAUUACCCUGAGACAGUUCUGAUGGACAGAGCCCGCAUAGAUGCACUGGGGCAGAGGCUGAGUCUGCUGGUUCUUGAGGCAUCCGUUCUGCUGUUGACUAGCACACAGUGUGGGGCCGCUGUUUUCUCUCUGCAGGGGUUUGUAGGUAAACUCAAGCAGACCAUCACUGCCCUGCUGGAGGGCAGUCACAACAGGGACUUUGACCUGCAGGGGGCGUUGCUGGGGCUGAGGGAGCAGGUGCUGGUGCAGGUGAAGGAGGCUCUGAUCACCCAGGAAGGACCAGCGCUGCCUCAGGACAGUGAAGACGUGCUUAAGGGACAGAUCUCAGACCUGGCCAAGGACAACAACCCCAUCCGCACUCUCAUAGGAGAAAGAGUGCAGGGCUACCUCCAGGCCAUGCUAGAGGGAAGCCCCACUAAAAAGAGUCCGUCCAUGCCCCCUGCCCUGAGGCUGCUGAGUGCUGAGGUGGCAGAGCUGGGAAUGGCCUUAGGGCGAAUGGUCCAUUUCAACCGCUCAGUUUUCGGCCCCUUCUACGCCCCCAUCCUAAGGAAGAUGCUGUUUCCAUCGGGAGAGGCCGAGAUGGGGGAGGACUCCCGCUAGUCCCCCCAACACCUCAGGUCGCCUGCAUAAGCUGCCAUUCAACAUUUACACAAUGUAGAGCAGGGUUCCCAAACUGGCGACCCGCGGGCCAAAUAUGGCACGCCAACAAUAUUAUUUGGCUCCCCCAAAGACCCCCAAAUUAAAUUUUUAUAUUUUUUUAAUUUAAAAAAUUUAUAAAAAUCUCGGACCCGAGAUGCAAAAACUCCCAAAUGCAAUGUCCCAAGAAGGAAGUUACCCUGCUUAAAUAAUGCAAAAGUUAAGUUUUAACUUCAUUCAUGAGGAGAGAGAAUGCAGGAGACAGUCAACUGAUAAAGCUGGCAACGGACCAUUUUGUGGUGCUGAAACUUAAAGCUGCAACCAGAGCACAAUCAAUAGGAGGUGAACAGCGCCUGGUGCUGAAAAUAUAGCUAACUUGUUAUGCAAGUGUUGCACAGCGACAGAUGGAGAAAACCUACACCAGUCGAGUAAUUCAUUUCAACAAUAAUCUUCAUUUUAUUUUGACUUUACAAACAAGAAGAAGGCUUAAUUGUCUUCUGAGCCUAGGCCUACAUAAAGCCUAAGCCUACAUAAAAUAACAACUGGCUGUGGUAUGCUAUAAGGCUUAACAGCAUCUUUCACAAGAAAAAAUUAUAUGGCCUAAUAGAAGUGUUUUUUUUUUUUUACAAGGUCUCCUUACAAUUCCAACUGGCCAAAAAUGGAGCAUCCUAGAUAAAACAAUAAUUUAAAGAAAAAAAAGGUGAAUGUCUAUCAGCAUAGCCUGCUUCUGUAACGACAGAACAAACAGAUAAUACUGUCAGCUUGAGACCUAAAUAUCCCUGGAUAAGCACUCACAAUAAUGUUAGUAUUUACUAAGUACAGUCAUAUAGGCCACUAAGUUACUCACUCAAUGGGAAAAGUUGCAUUCCCCCUCGAUCUUGUGGAUGUCACGUGAGAUGGAUGUGAGUUUGAUGCGCAGGCAGUCAACGAUUGACUUAUGUGAAAGCCGGUUCCUGUCCUGAGUCUAUAUUGCGUUCAUAGAGGAAAAUGAGGACUCGCAGGUGUAAGUCGAUCCGAACUUAGCGCAUGAAAUGCACGUUUCUUUAUUGGGUGUAUUUCUCUGAGCAUGCCACCCAAAACGCACACAAGGACUCGGUACUCCUGAGCGCAUCCCUGAUUUGGCUCGAUGUCUGUAAUUCAAUCAGCUCAGUUUGAAUUGCGGCCUAAUUUUUUUAAUUUAAACUUUAUUUAACUAGGCAAGUCAGUUAAGAACAAAUUCUUAUUUAC
Messenger RNA from Salvelinus namaycush (lake trout), 2859 nucleotides. RefSeq names its product T-complex protein 11-like protein 2. The transcript has 10 exons. Gene Ontology annotation, biological process: regulation of sperm capacitation. The record is from RefSeq and is a predicted model, not a curated record. The coding region runs from base 127 to 1596 and encodes 489 amino acids. NCBI's taxonomy places the organism in Eukaryota, Metazoa, Chordata, Actinopteri, Salmoniformes, Salmonidae. Gene Ontology annotation, cellular component: acrosomal vesicle; sperm flagellum.